CGAAACGCGAAAUCCUCUGGGUACAUAUAAGUCCGCAGCAGCGCAGAAUUCAACAGAGACGCAAACAACUACUCCAAGACUACUCUCGUUAACAUUGGAUUACAUUCAGAGGUGAGACAUGAUUUCGGAACCAGACAACUGCCCUCUUCAGACAACAUCAACGCCAUGGCUGAACAUGGACUUUCUGGAGAAAGUUUUGCAAUCUGGCAACAAAACUCCAACACUAACCAUAACUAAGUAUGACGUCAAGCCGGCGGUCGAUAAGGGAGACAACUACGCUAGCGACCUAUACCGUGUAAAGAUUUACACAGCGGAUCGCAAUGUCUUCAGUUUGAUCGUUAAGAGGGAACUGUGUGCCGGCGGCGAAUUCGGCCAAAUGAUGCGGAAAUCCACGGUCUUUAAAAGGGAGACGCUGAUGUACAGAACCGUAGCGUCGAAACUCGCCAGCAUUCUUCAGGAGACUAUGCCAGGGAAAUGUGCACAGCUAACAGCGAGCUACUACUACUCAUGUCCGGGAACCAUAGUGGUGCAGGACCUGUGUGCUGAAGGCUUCAAGAUGGCACAGCGUCGCCAAGGACUCGACUACUCCCACUGCUUACUCGUCAUGCACACGCUCGCCAGGUUCCACGCAGCCUCGGUUGUUCUUCACGACCGAGACCCAGAAUCUAUGUCCCUCUACAAUCAGAAUUUCUUUUCUGAACCCGCGGCACGGAAAGGCUUUCAAAACUUUGUUUCUGGAUCAUUGCGGUCCGUGGCAACGGCCGUGCAGACUUGGCCGGGCUAUGCAGAACGGUACGCGGACAAGCUGAGCGCCCUAGCGGACAGCCUGAUGGACCGCAUCAUUCAGGCAGUUUCGCGGGACAACAGCGCCUUCAACGUUCUCAUACACGGUGACCUCUGGGUCAACAACAUGCUCUUCCGGUACCGGAGCUCCGGGGACCCUGACGAAAUUCGGUUUCUUGACUUCCAAUUUCUUCAUUUCUCCAGCCCAGCCAUUGACUUGCAAUACUUCUUCAACACGAGUCCAUGCGAAGACGUGCGAGCGGAACAUUUGGAAGACCUCAUGAAGGAAUACCACAGCACUCUGUGUGACACUCUGGAUGCCCUGGGGUACUCACAUAAGCGCAUCACUCUCGAAGACCUGUGGAAGGAGUACGACAACAAAGUCCUGUACGGAGUAUUUGGAGCCUGUUGUGUACUGCCAGUUGUUUUAGCAGAAACCGGAGUAGAUCUGGACGCAGCUUUCGAAUCGCGGGGUGGACAGCAGUGUGACGCAUAUAAUGGAGACAUAUACAAGACGGCACUGCAGAGAAUGCUGCCUAUAUUUGAGGAGAAGGGCGCAUUUCGAUCUUGAAUUACUAAUGUUACCUCAUGAAAGACUGAAAUACGCCACUAUUUAGACGCAGACAACUGACCUUGCUUCAGUCCUGGAAGAGCUCAAUUCUAAAAUUGGGCAGUCAGCUCUAACGACGCACCUCAAAAUCCCAAACACGCUAUAUGUAAAUAAGUACAUCGAUGGCGGAAUGUUACGUUGAAUAUAUCACAACACAUGUCUUAAGAACCACGAAACAAAUAAAAAUACUGGUUGGUUGUAACAUCGUU
Messenger RNA from Zootermopsis nevadensis, 1602 nucleotides. Lineage: Eukaryota; Metazoa; Arthropoda; Insecta; Blattodea; Termopsidae. The record is from RefSeq and is a predicted model, not a curated record.